Gadus chalcogrammus (walleye pollock) is the source of this 3089-nucleotide messenger RNA. RefSeq lists its product as uncharacterized. The transcript has 11 exons. Bases 1098 to 2873 code for a protein of 591 amino acids. NCBI's taxonomy places the organism in Eukaryota, Metazoa, Chordata, Actinopteri, Gadiformes, Gadidae. The record is from RefSeq and is a predicted model, not a curated record.
GUACUGCGUCUGAAAAAGUUGGUAAUCCGCCUCACUCUAGCCAACAAACGCUGGACUGCUGGCAACUUCAGUGCGCGCUGAGAAGACAAAUUUAGUGUAUGCGCGAAGCAUUUAAAAUGUGGCAUACCGACUAGCUCUGCUGCGCUGGUCAUGUUUCUGGCGUUGUCGGUGACAAUGGCUGGCUCCUUAUCCUGAAUGCCCCAUUCGUCCACGGCCCUCUUCAGCAAAUCCGCGAUGUUACUGCCGGCGUGGCUCUCAUGCAUUGCCCUCGUUUGCAAAACAUGCGUAACCAUUUCCCAGUCGUUGGAGAUGUAGUGGGACGUUAUGGUCACAUCCGACUGUGUGGCUCUGGAGGUCCAUCCGUCGCAGGUCAAUGCAACUCGUUGCGCAGCGCCAAGGGAUGUUUUAACCGCUUUCUUCACCUCUUCAUACAUCGCGGGUACAGCUGUGUCCACCAUGUACCCUCGUUGUGGUAUCUUGUAACGUGGCUCUAAAGUUAGACAGACUAUAGAUUUAAAUGUCUGUGUUGAUAGAAUAAUGUUAGAAAUAAAACUAACCUUGCAUCACAUUAAUCAUCGAGGGACUACUUUCUCAGCAGAAGCGGAAUUCUACUAUGCGCUGGUUAGGUUUGUAACCGAAUCACGACAGAAGAACGUAAACAGAGAAGGGUGGGACAGAAGCGCAAUUGAACGACUAGGCAACAUGAUGGUUCCGUGUGCUUUUAGAAAUUGUAGAAAUAAACGGUACAGGUGGGCACCACAAAGUUUCCACCAAUUUCCAGUGCGAGAUCCAGAAAGGACUCAACUGUGGCUUGUUGCUGCUGACUUUGACAUCAAAACACCGGCUCGUACAUGUACGGUUCGUUGGAUACAACACAUUCCUCAUAAUCGUCUUCAAAAGCAGAUGCAUCGCUAACUCCUCCAAACGUGGCCAUAUCUUGUUAAUUUAAUACGCUUGUAGAAUUCCUUCGUUCACUGUACUCUGCGUUUGUAGCAAUGACAGCGGCAGGUGACCUAGGUAUCAGUCCGCCGCUGCCGUAGCCUACGUACAGGAAUAUAAACACUGCUGCUGAGACCCCGCAAUUCCCUCAAAAUGCAAUGCAAUGCAAGGUCAGCCCUGGGUCCCACCCUCCUGUGUGGUGGUUCACCAUCUUCCAGGAGGUCCACCGCCUCCUCCGGUCCUCCUUCCCCUGGGUCAGGGUGAGGGUGGACAGGCAUAAGGCCAACUGUCUUCUGCAGCCCAUAGCUCAUCACCAGCUGGCUAAAUACAUCAUGGCCCGUCUGGAGAAAGAGUUGAUCCCCUGGAACGGUCUGGAGAAGGCUCUGCUCACCACGCCACACAUCUUCCAGCAUUACGCCGUCUACCUGGUGGCUAAUAGCAUAGCCGGGCUGGUCCCGGAUCAGCUAGCACCUAGCCAGAAGGACCUGCUGAGGAUGGAGUGUACGCUGAAGAGCCUGCCUCCCGGCUCCAUGCUCACCGUCAGCAGCGACCUGGUGGACGACCUCAUGGUCAAGCUGGUACUGAGGCUCCAGCCCCUGAACGGCGAGGGCUACAGACCGCUGAACCAGCAGACGCUCCUGACCACCACUCUCAAGAUGAGUUGUUCCAUCCUGGCCACACUAAGGAAUAUGCCCGGCAUCACCGUGGACACCAGCCUCCCUUGUCCGUGCUGGGACAUCAGGAGGCUUGCCAUGCUGGUGCAUUGCGGCCUUACCAAGUCCUUGGGUUCCUCUCUCCAGGGCCCUAAUGUGCUCGUCUCCAUCCUGUGGGAGGUUGUCGAGGCCCUGCUGGCCCGGUACCAUUCAGACCGCCCUGAGGAAUCCUCCAUCCCCACCCAAGUUCCCAGGGUGAUGCAGGAGGAGCAGGAGAUGGAGGAAGAGCUGCUCAGCCAGAGACUUCCUGAGCAGCUCAGGGAGCAACUCUACGGGACGUUUGGCACGUGGGUCCAACACGGCAAACUCUUUGGCAGGGCUCUCCCACCGAUGAGCACCGCAGAGCAGGACCUGAGAGGAGGGGGCGCAGCCGUCCACAGCAACACUCUGGCUGACGACCCUGUUGCUCUGGACCCCAGUCUGGACGCCCCUCAGAAGGAGCAGCCCGACAGCCACUGCCGUUGUGAUCCGUCUGUGAUGGAGAACAGUAGCUGUGGACCCGUCACUGGAGAUCUCCUUCCUCCAGCACCCCACCCGGAGAACGGAGAGUCUAACUCCGUCUCCACAACCGACCCGGUUGUGAUCCAGCGGUCCACCGUUGGAUUCAUUGUGGCCCAGCUGUUCAGAGGCCGGGACGAAAUGUCCUCCCCGUCCCACAUCGACCGUUACCGGGCCUUCCAGAACCUGGUUGUCCGGGAAGUCCACCUCCUGCUGCAGGAGGAGGCCACCAUGAACCAGGACAACCCUGGAUUUGAGCGGACCCUGGAGCGCCUGAAGGACCCCGUGCAGGAGGAGAAACUGGGUCUGCAGCUUCGCUGGGUGCUUGAGGAUAGGCUGAAAGAGGCCUUGCCCGGCGUGUGCCUGUCCAGGGACGGCCUCAUGAAGGACCCCCCGAACACCCUGCUGGCCUGCUCCCUGAUCGCCACAGAGGUGCUUGAUCACCUGAAGACCUCUGUGAGCUCUCCUGACGACAACAAUGAGGCAGAGGAGUGUCUUCACGGGGAACAGUUGUUGGCCCCCGCUAAGGAUCCCCAGAACCCCCUGCCGGCCCCUAAUGAACCGGACCCCCAGAAUCCCCCUGAUGACUUCAAGGGAGCAGAGGAGUGUCUCCACGGGGAAGACACAACGUUGGUCACCUCCCCUAAGGAGACUGUGGAGGUGAAGAAGAAAAAGAGGAGGUGGUCUUGGCUUCGCCGGCUCUUCACCUGCAAAAGAAAAUAAGCACGCCACUGCUUGUAUAUAACUUGCAUUUAUUGUUUUUCUUAUUAUUGUUUUAUACCUUGAUUUAUUUUGUACAUUUUUGGAAUGAAUUAUUGUGCUCAAAUAAAUGUUUCCCUGAAUUCUCUAUACUAUGAAUAAGACUCUAAAUGGCAAUGUUAAAAGGCAUUUAGCUUCGAGGACCUGUGGUUGCGAGGCCGUUUCAAAUAAAAUUGUUGG